Molecule: messenger RNA, 1265 nt
Organism: Dioscorea cayenensis subsp. rotundata (Guinea yam)
Lineage: Eukaryota; Viridiplantae; Streptophyta; Magnoliopsida; Dioscoreales; Dioscoreaceae
Product: transcription factor MYBS3
Exons: 3
Coding region: 540-1142 (200 amino acids)
Biological process (GO): response to ethylene; response to gibberellin; response to auxin
Molecular function (GO): DNA binding; zinc ion binding
Source: RefSeq, a predicted model, not a curated record
UUACCUUGUAUUAGAAUUAUUAGUUUCCGUAUGAAAUUGUUGAGUAUUCUUGAAAGCAUACAAUAGAAGGAUUCCAUACCAAUAGACCAAUAGCAAAGGAUAGCACCUUAUGGACACAUCUUUCAGAUUCAUAUAUGAAAUGACUCACCAACAUCCAACUCUAUAAUUUGAAUAUACCGCCAACUUUCCUUCACAUCACCUUGAAAACAUUGGCUGAGCAUGUCUUCAACUAACCAGUAACCAUCCCUAUUAAGUGCUUCAUAAAAUACGAGUAUUCAUUUACGUUGUUUGUAUGUAUAUGACUACAUUAUGCACAUCGGCAUAAAGCAGUGAUUAAUGAUACUAACAUUCACAUUUGUUUUUUCUCCUUUAUUGGCGUCAUCAAAGAUGAUAGCUAGCAUUUUCUCAAGUGGGCUUCAUCCAAGCAACACUUUCUUGUCUCUCUGAUACUCUUUAUAAACCACACCUUAGUCUUGGAUAGCAAAAGAAGUUGGGUGUGUAUGAGUUGAGUGAGUGCUCAAGAGUCUGGUUUGCUGGAGAUGAAGAUAGCAAGGAAAUGCUCUCAUUGUGGUAAUAAUGGUCACAACUCAAGGACUUGCAGAAACCCAAUAAGUGGAGUGAAUAAUUAUGGACUUCGGCUUUUCGGCGUGCAACUUCAUAUUGGUUCUCCCUUGAAGAAGAGCUUUAGCAUGGACUUUCUGCCGUCUUCUUCUUCUUCUCAUGCCGCUGCUUCUCCGUCUUCAUCAUCGUCGUCUUCCUCUCAUAUUUCGGUUGAUGAAGCUGCUGAAAAGAUCUCCAAUGGCUAUCUCUCUGAUGGUCUCUUGGGAAAAACACCCGAGAAGCCGAAAAAGGGAGUUCCUUGGACUGAGGAGGAGCACCGGUCAUUUCUAGCAGGUCUUGAGAUACUCGGUAAGGGUGACUGGAGAGGAAUCUCCAGGCACUUUGUGAUGACAAGAACACCAACUCAAGUGGCCAGUCAUGCUCAGAAAUACUUCUUGAGACAAAACAACAUAAACAAAAAGAAGCGUCGAUUGAGCUUGUUCGACACGGUCGGACCUUGUGCAAGUGUAAUUGAGCUCAGUUUAUGUCCUCUGCCAGAUUUGGAGCUCAGUAUCGCCUCGUCACGAUUGCUGGAUCAAUAAAAAGUAUAAACCAUAAUCGUCGGAGCUUGAAAUUUGUUUGUAAUUUCUUGAGGAUCAAAUAGUGAAUCAACAUGUUAUUGAUGAAUAAAAUUUUCAUCUCUUCAAGCUAAUUCUUUUUGUGGU